This is a messenger RNA of Puccinia graminis f. sp. tritici CRL 75-36-700-3, 1596 nucleotides long. RefSeq lists its product as uncharacterized. The record is from RefSeq and is a predicted model, not a curated record. NCBI's taxonomy places the organism in Eukaryota, Fungi, Basidiomycota, Pucciniomycetes, Pucciniales, Pucciniaceae. The transcript has 6 exons. Bases 559 to 1188 code for a protein of 209 amino acids.
CACUUGUGUGCGUGUGUGUGUGCGCGUAUGGAUUUAUGUAGGACUGAUGAGAGUCUGUUGUUUGGAUGCAGUGAUGAAGUCUCUGUCUUGGCUGCACAUCUGCAGCUUCUUGCGCCUCGACUUGAGUCUUGAACGGUCGACAGUUCUACAUUGUAUGGACUUAAGCAGCAUCGAGGGCGAAGUACCCAUGGCCAUUGAGAGUGGUCCCUAUUUCUGUAUGUAAGAUGUAUGGAUCAGAUUUUCUAGGGUGUGGGUGGUCGGUGGCAGGCUGGCAGUCCGGGCGAGCGAGAAAAAGAGAGCUUCAGUCCCAGAAAAAAACAAGUCCAGCCCACACAGACAUCUCUGCUCACCAACAAAAACCAAGCCAUCAUCAACUCCACACGCUCCUUGAAAUACCCAGCACCCCACUCCACAUCUUCAAAACCAGCACCCACUGUCCUUCGUUCUUCCUUACCUACUUUAUAUUUUCCAAUCAAUACUUUAUUCCCAUCACCUCUCCUUCGCCUCCCUGCCAACCAAGACAAGAUCGACCCUAGUAAACCCCACCCAAGGCAAAUCAUGUCUCUCCGAUUUUUAGUCACUUUGGCCACCAUCGUUAACCUUGCCUCUGGCCAAGCCUCCCCAGAGCCCCCGCAAGCUGGAGACGGGCCUCCACUUACCGUCAACACCCCCACUUCUGUGCAAGCUUGUCUCCCCGUUGCAAUCUCGUGGACCGGUGGUACCCCUCCCGUCUACGUCAGCUUGAUUACUGGUGGACAGGUUUCGAGCCCUAUUCUCAAAGACUUUGGCCCCCAGAAGGACAACAGCCUCACCUGGCAAGUCGACCAACCCGCUGGCUCUUCAUUGAGUGUUCAAAUCCGAGACAGCAAAGGUAAACUGAACUACUCCGACAAGUUCACCGUCCAAUCAAGCACCCAGACCUGCAAGACAGAAGCCCCAGGCAGCUCCGCCCCCUCCGGAGGCUCCACCCCUACCACCCCCGGCAGCAACAACACCAAGCCCGGCAGCAGCCCUACUCCUUCCUCCUCCUCGCCUCCUUCCACCUCGUCAGCCACUGCUGGAAGCCCCAACACCGCUGCUACUACUCCUGGUAGCCCAGCUGGCCAGGCCGGUAAGAGCGACGCUUCCCGCGCAAUCCCCGGAUUCUUCGUCCUCGCGAUGGCCGGAGCCCUUGCUGUGUUUGCAUAAUCUGCUGCACGAACUCUUUUCCUUAUUCUCCAUGAUUACUGGCUGUGGUGGUUUGCUGUGAUGAAGUCUCAAAUUGUUCCGAAUCAGCCGUGGAACUAUCUACCCCCCCCCAUUAUAUUCUCCUAGUCUCAUUUAAUGAACGUUUGGCAGCCCUUCCUUGGUUGCAGGAGUCUCGCUUUUUUUCUGUUUUCUUAAUUCAUCCUAUUUUGCUCUAUGACUUGAUUAGUUUGAGUGAUGUCAAUCAUGAGCAUGUUCUUUCGCACCUUUCAUAGCGCCAGACAAGUUGCGUGAGACAAAUUCACCUGUUAAUCCUUUGGUGUGAGGUUGGAUGGAGGGUGGACACUGGUGUUGUUUGAAAUGCAUACGGACCUGAUGAACAAACAACAGGUUCAAAGCGGCAAGUCUAAC